AAAAGGCAGAUAUUCAUUUUUUUUCUUACUCGCGCUAACUAAGCAAGACUUCGCUUGCUCUCUCUCCUCUCCCAGUUUCAAUUCUCAGGGCUUUCCCUUCCCUUCCCGCCACCGGCACCGCCCGCGCCCCGUCUCAGCUCCGAUUCUCCGAUCCAAUGGCGCCGAAAUCCGACAGCGUUGAAGAAAUCGUUCUCAACUUCGUCAAUGAGCAAAACAAGCCAUUGAAUUCCCAAAUCAUAGCUGAUUCGCUGCAAAAGUUUAAUCUCAAGAAGACUGCAGUGCAAAAAGCACUGGACACCCUCACUGAUAAUGGAAGGAUCUCCUUCAAGGAGUAUGGCAAGCAGAAGAUAUAUCUUGCCCGACAAGACCAAUUCAACAUUCUAAAUGCCGAUGAGCUCAAUCAGAUGAAGGAAGAAAAUGCCAAGCUGCAGCAGCAGCUUGAAGAACAGAUGAAGUUAAUCAGCGAGGUUGAGGGAGAAAUAAAAACUCUGCAAUCCAAUCUGACUCUGGAACAGAUACGUGACAGAGGAAACAAACUGCAGUCCGAGGUUAAACAAAUGGAGGAGAAACUCAAGGAGUUGCGCGGAGGAGUCACACUUGUGAGACCAGAAGACCGAAAGGCGGUAGAAGACACAUACAGAGAAAAGAUAAGCCAGUGGAGAAAGCGCAAGAGGAUGUUCAAGGACCUGUGGGAUGCUAUAACGGAGAACUCGCCCAAGGAUUUGAAAGAAUUUAAGGAGGAGCUGGGCAUCGAGUAUGAUGAGGACAUCGGUGUGAGCUUGCAGACAUUUUCUGAUAUGCUGCAACACGGUAAGAAGAGAAUGAGAAUCCAGUAACUUCUCACAAGGCGAUAGAUGAUCUACUUGGCAGAUGUAUAUUUUACAGAUUUCAGGUGAAGGAUAUGCUACUGCUGCGAAUUCACCACACGCUUAAAUUUCCAGGCUAUGUUGAUGUUGGUCCCAUGAGGGACGGAUCAUACAGGCAACAUGAGUUCCUGAUGAUUUAGUUUAAGGAAGCCUAGGUUAUGAUUCCGAAAAGUAUAAAGCCCGCUUGCUUUUCAUAUAUGAGAACGAUGAAAGUGGUUGCGAUGCUUAAAUGAAUCAAUUAUCUGCAAAGCUUUAUGCUGAUACAACCAUUGUGCUUGAAGCUUUUACGCAGACAACCAUUGUGCUUGA
Messenger RNA from Punica granatum (pomegranate), 1175 nucleotides. NCBI's taxonomy places the organism in Eukaryota, Viridiplantae, Streptophyta, Magnoliopsida, Myrtales, Lythraceae. The record is from RefSeq and is a predicted model, not a curated record.